AUGCCACGUGUGUCUUAUCCAUGCCUGAAUGUAUCGUGUGGUAGACGGGUAGUCACAGGUAUAGAAUGCAGCAUAUGUGAGCAUUGGGCACACAAAACUUGCUCGAAGCUCUCAAGCGAGCUAUUCAAACUAUACAGCAACUACGCAGAUCUUCUGUGGAUCUGUCAAGGAUGCCGAGAGAUUGCAAAAUCUGCAUUAAAAGGCAGCCAGAAUUCCUCGGAUAAUGCUGGUGACAUGCAAGGGCAAACGCUACGCGUAAGCGAGUCGUCACUCAAAUCACCACCGGGUCAACCAACCAACGCUACUCGAAAAACACCACCCAACCAUCAAGGUAAAUCGUCGCUUCUGAGGAGCCCUUUGGAUCACUCGACACCCAAGACCCACACCGUGAGUCCGAAGAAGACUCGCAACAGUAAUCAGCCUGAACUAGCCAUACCCCGAACCAAGCAGAGUAUACAAGAGACGACACAGGGUCAAUCAACAGUUGUCCCUCAGAACCAAACUGUUGUGAAAAAACAAAACAACUGUUCCAUAAAAUCAACCGCGCCUGCUUCAACGCAUCAACCGACUCAACGUGCUGGACAAUUCAAUAGAAACAAGACCAAUCCUAAAGAGAUCGGGGAGAAGAGAGGAAACCCCAAGCCCAAAAAGGAGAGCCGCAAAGUAAAUCGGCAACCCACAGGUUUUCAGAUGGGUGCUCCGCCUGAUGGUUUCAAGGCAGCUAUCUCUCGACUCGAGAAACAAGAAGUUAGAAUUGAGAACUUGGCUCGCCACAUACAAAGGCAACUCAUAGAGAUCCAGAAGCUCCACGCGUCCUACGAGACCACCUUAGGCAGGACGCGCAACGUGAUAAUUCACGCUCCAGAGCCAGUUAUCUCCAACACCGCUCAACGGAUCGCCGCAGAGAAAACACUCAUUCUGAGUGUGCUGCGCAACGCCGGUUGUCACCCCAAAAUGACUUGGAAACGAGCACACAGGCUGGGAAAAUGGGUCCCACCAAAACAGGAUGGCCUCCCUACCAGUCGACCUCUGCUCAUCGCUAGCACAAUGACCAACAUCAAAAUCGGAGCAGACAACCGCACCCGUAAAGCGGUCAUCUCGGGUCCUCACUACCCCCUGGACGCCCCGGUAGUAACCUCCGAGAAAAUCCCACAACAACUGCAAAGAACCCGGUCCCUGGACCACAUUCCAAAAAAUGGAGAACCUCCUACGAGGAUCACUCCACCGACAUAA
Molecule: messenger RNA, 1233 nt
Organism: Echinostoma caproni
Lineage: Eukaryota; Metazoa; Platyhelminthes; Trematoda; Plagiorchiida; Echinostomatidae
Source: the annotation of a GenBank genome assembly